Anopheles nili is the source of this 1932-nucleotide messenger RNA. RefSeq names its product sphingolipid delta(4)-desaturase DES1 (gene ifc). Bases 40 to 1005 code for a protein of 321 amino acids. Gene Ontology annotation, molecular function: sphingolipid delta-4 desaturase activity. Gene Ontology annotation, biological process: ceramide biosynthetic process. NCBI's taxonomy places the organism in Eukaryota, Metazoa, Arthropoda, Insecta, Diptera, Culicidae. The transcript is spliced from 2 exons. Gene Ontology annotation, cellular component: membrane. The record is from RefSeq and is a predicted model, not a curated record.
UGAAAUUGUUUGUUUUUUUCUUUAAACACUCGAUGCAUUAUGGGACAACAAGUAUCCAGGACGGACUUUGAAUGGACCUACACUGAAGAACCGCAUGCAAGUCGGCGAAAAUUAAUCCUAGAAAAGUAUCCGCAAAUCAAGAAGCUCUUCGGGUAUGAUCCUCAGUUCAAAUGGGUCGCCAGCGCGAUGGUUAUGGCACAGUUGGUUAUGCUGUUUGUGGUGAAAGACCAAUCAUGGAAAAUGGUGUUUCUCCUGGCGUACUGUUUCGGCGGAGUAAUCAAUCAUUCGCUUAUGUUAGCAUGCCACGAAAUUGCCCACAAUCUGGCGUUUGGACACGCGCGACCAAUGGCGAAUCGAUUGUUUGGCUUCUUUUGCAAUCUUCCGAUCGGAUUGCCGAUGUCCGUAUCGUUCAAGAAAUACCAUCUGGAGCACCAUCGUUAUCAGGGUGACGAAGUGAUUGACACGGAUCUGCCUACGUACCUGGAAGCGAAACUGUUCUGCACCACCGUUGGAAAAUUCUUCUGGGUGUGUCUGCAGCCCCUGUUCUACAUCUUUCGGCCGUUGAUUGUGAAUCCCAAGCCUCCCCAAAAGCUGGAGCUAGUCAACGGUGUCAUACAGCUGGCCUUUAACGCCAUGGUAGUGUACAAUUUCGGCUGGAAAGUGAUGAUAUAUCUAAUAGUCGGAUCGCUCCUCGCGAUGGGACUACAUCCUGUGGCAGGCCACUUCAUUUCCGAGCACUACAUGUUCUCAAAAGGCUUUGAGACGUACUCCUAUUACGGGCCCUUGAACUGGAUAACAUUUAAUGUAGGCUACCAUAAUGAACACCAUGAUUUCCCUGCCGUGCCCGGGCGGUUACUUCCGGAAGUGAAGCGAAUUGCACCAGAGUUCUACGACACCAUCCCGCAGCAUACCUCCUGGACGCGAGUUCUGUACGAUUUCAUUACCGAUCCUGCUAUCGGGCCGUACGCAAGGAUCAAGCGUAAAGCUCGUGGAUUGGAUUCGUAAUAUUCGACGCUUAUUAAUAGGAAACAGAUGUAAAGUAUUUAACCAUCGUUCCAUGGGAGAUGUGUGAUGAUAAAAAUAAUAUAAACCCCAACAAAGAUGCACUAUCUACCCUGCAAUAAGAGACGCAAGGGCGAAACCAAAAAAAACUCACGACAAAAAACAACUAUGUUUGUAAGCGUCAAUGAUAAUUGUAUAUUUCGCAACGCUUACAAUGCAUAGAGAGGCCAAUAUGCUUUCCUUUGUAACAUGCCCAUCCAUACCCGUCUCUAUUAAAAAAUUUACAAUGUAGCUACUGUUGUAGUUAUAGAUAUGACACGGAAUCCGAUGCCGAUUGCAUAGCAUCACAUAACCAUGGGUCGAAAAUAUAGCUUUCAUGUGAAACAUACCCUGUCUACAAAAAAAACCGUUUGCGGUUGUAACUUGUCAGCUAACGUUUAGUAUAAAGUUGCUGCUAGCUAUUUGUAUCAACUAAUACCUCACGCAGUUAUUAUUAGCUAGGGUGGACUAAAAUUGUGUCCCAAGAGUCGACGCAGAUACAGUAUAAUCGAUUGAAUUGUGGAAAUCGUGAUUGAACACUUCUUUUUAUACUAUAAUGUAACCUAAUUGAAGGUUUUGAUGGAUGUUAAAGAAGCACAUACAAUUUUUCUUCGAUGUAUUUUGCUUAACAACAUGAUGAGUACAGGGAAAUCGUUAACGGAAGGGUGAGUUCUCAGAACCUUCUCUAAUUUUGUUCUUUAAAUUUACAUAUGCGCUUCAUCAAGCGCAGAAUAACUAGAGUCCAAUGAAUUUUUAAUACAUACGAACUGUUGUAAAAAUGUUGCUUAAAACAGAGGAUUGAAAUUAUUGUGCUAUAUUUUGUCAAUAAAUUGAUGGCGAAAAUAGGUUGUGUGUAUGUGGUAAAAUAAAUUACUUUUAAAUGUUGCGAAA